Molecule: messenger RNA, 594 nt
Organism: Letharia columbiana
Lineage: Eukaryota; Fungi; Ascomycota; Lecanoromycetes; Lecanorales; Parmeliaceae
Exons: 1
Coding region: 1-594 (197 amino acids)
Source: RefSeq, a predicted model, not a curated record
AUGAAGUCCUUCUCCAUUCUUCCCCUCAUAGCCAUCACUAUCUCCCCAGCUCUCUCCCAUCCUCGAGCCGGCGCAAUCGACGACACUCGCAACUCGGCGUCUCUGGAUUCCCGCUCCAACCUAGUUCCACAUGCCUGCAGCAGAGCGAACACGCUAGUCUCCGAACAGCUAGCCGAGAUCUCGCAGCUGCAAUCGAGAAAUCUCCCCACCCCUGCUGACUUAGCCGGGUACUUCUUCGCCAUCAUCCACGGACGCAGAAUUCUCGGAUGCCCCUCCGAUCCCCUUCUCAGUCCAGACAAUAGUUCUACUUCAGCAGCACAGCAUCCGAAACGCAACAGCGAGCCGAAGGACCCCGACGGACAAUACCCAGGCUGGGGAGACCCCUGUGGGACAGUGAAAAUACUAAUAGAACAGGUCAUGGAUCAGAUGACCGUGCUGAGAGACAACCAAAUACCUGUCCCGCCAUAUCUCGCAGGCUGGUCGUUAUUGACGAGUGAUGCGAACACCGAAUUGAAAUGCGGGUUCCUUGGCGCGGGCAUGGAAGACGGCGGUAAUUCCACGGGCACGUCUUCGCAAAAUGCAUCGUCGACAUAG